Messenger RNA from Amoebophrya sp. A120, 183 nucleotides. NCBI's taxonomy places the organism in Eukaryota, Dinophyceae, Syndiniales, Amoebophryaceae. The record is from the annotation of a GenBank genome assembly.
CGCCAACGGAGAAGGAGAAAGUCCGCAUCGAGCACAUCCGGAGAAUGUUGGUUUUGCAACACCAAUAUCAACCUCACGGUUCCUUCAUGCGUGCCAGUACAACAGAAGCAUCAAGAAGUCCUGGAACUGGAAUGAUAGAGCAAGAAGAUCGGGUCGGCGGGGAACCCUACGGACAUCGAGAUC